AUGGUCCGCGAACAGUCUUUGUUUUGUAAGAUUCUUAUCUUCCUGCAAGUAAUAAGGCUUUCAUUUGAAAUGAAUAACGAAUUUGUACCUGAGAGGGAAGAUUUGUUUAGUGAGUGCCAGGACAAGCCAGGAUUUGAUUAUAUGGAUAAAUUUGGAGAUUUUUCCCUUCUCAGCCGUAAAAGGGGUAAAAAUGGUGGAACUUAUAUAUCAGGGAACAUUACUAUGGUAUGGGAUGUCGAACCAUCAGAUCGUGUCGCGGUCGAAGGCUACUUAUUAAAAUUGGAAGGUGGAAUUUGGAAACCAACUGUUUUAAAAGCAAGUGAUAAAGAUUUCUGCAGGUCAUUUUACGACAAGAAGACAAUUUAUUAUCCCUAUUCGACUGAACACGUAAUUAACAAGGAUGAAGUGAAGGAGAAAUGCCUAACCAACCCUGGAACAGUUUUAGUGGUGGAACCUUUUUUUCAGAGAAUACUGAUAAAUUUCGCAGUGCCUCUAACUGUGGGACGUCACAAGGUUGUAAUAAUGUUUUCUGCCUUUGACAAAGCUGGAGUUAAACGUCCUAGGGAUAUAUGCAUGGAAAUUAUUGGCGAUAUUGUACAUGCCUGAGCAAAAUCACUAAGUUUUCUUUCAAUUGCAGCUUAGCCGAUAUUUGUUAAGGCUUUAAAAAUCCAUAUUCUAGAAGUCGAUGUUCUAUUGUUUUUACUAACAAACAUUCACGUUUUUAAAACAUUUUAUUUAGCUUUCGUCAAAUUUUGCACAACAAAUAAAAUUUAAAUCAAACAAG
Molecule: messenger RNA, 784 nt
Organism: Drosophila rhopaloa
Lineage: Eukaryota; Metazoa; Arthropoda; Insecta; Diptera; Drosophilidae
Exons: 3
Coding region: 1-606 (201 amino acids)
Source: RefSeq, a predicted model, not a curated record